This is a messenger RNA of Paramecium octaurelia, 1095 nucleotides long. The record is from the annotation of a GenBank genome assembly. Lineage: Eukaryota; Ciliophora; Oligohymenophorea; Peniculida; Parameciidae.
AUGAAAAAGUUAAUACUUGUACUUGGUGGCUCUACUUUUAUGGGAAAGGAAUUAUUGUAGGAUCUUUCUUAAAAUGAGUCUUAUGAAGUUCAUUAUAUAAAUAGAGGAAAAAAUUAUUGGAACAAUGCAGUAAAUCAGAUAAAGAAUGUUUUUUAUACAUACGGUAAUCGAGAAGACGCAAAUGAUUUUACUACUUUGAUAAAGUAUCUUUCAAAAAAACUCGGGGUUGGAGUUAAUGGUAGAAUUUGGGAAUCUGUUGUUGAUUUCUCUGCAUUUUAUAGUAAUUAAGUGAAAUCUGUGUAUGCUGCUUUAAGAGGGUUGUGCAAUUUAUACAUAUUUAUAUCAACUGAUUCAAUCUAUGAUGUAUGUAAGAUAAGAAAAAUACCGAUAACAGAAGAUCAAGAUUAAAGAAAAGAAUUAUCAUAAUCUUAAAAGAAGGGAGAGAGUUAUGGCCAUGUAAUAAUUAAUAUGAAUAAUUAGAAUAAAUUGAAAUGUGAAGAGUUUCUAUAAAAUUAUGUUAUCGAAGGUUCAUUUCGAUAUAUAAUUUUAAGACUGCCAGAUGUUAUUGGACCUUUUGAUGAUUCUGGAAGAUUUUUCGCCUUGGUAAAAUGGCUUCAAUAAAAUGACAAGCAUCCUAUUUAAGUGGUAAAUGUGAUAAUUAAUUAGUUAGGAUUAAGCUGUGCAAUCAGAAUAAAUUAGUCUUGUAUAUAGCACAGAUGUUGUGAAUUGCGUAAAAUAUUUCAUUUAAAAUAUUCCAUAAUAAAAUUAAAUUUAUAAUGUUUGUUUCGAUGAGACAAUUUCAUAUAUUGAAUUAACUUAGGUGAUAGUAAUACUUUAAUACUAAUUUUAGCUGGAUAAAAUAUCACAAAAAUAGUUAAAUAUCAAACAUGUAGUAGAAGCGAGCAAAUUCUAUCCUUCAGUUGAUUGUGGAAUUAUUAGCAAUAAAAAAAUCAAAGAAUUAGGUAUUCAAUUCACUCCUUUGAUGAAAGCUUUGGAAAAGACGAUUGACUUUUUUAUGAAGGAAGCAUCAAAUUAUGAAGCAGAAAACAAGGCUGCUCUUGAAAAGCUUCAUAGGAAAUUAAAUGCUUGAGCAGG